GGGAGGGGGAGGAGAGGAGGAGGGUCGUGGGAGGCAGAAAGAGUGGAGAGGGUGGGGGGUAGAGGAGAGAAUGUGGCAAGGCCAGAAGUGUUGUACUCUAUGCUUCAGUGACGAUGGGAAGGAGGGUGGAGGCCAUAGCGAGUUUUCUGGCCUGUUUACACGAGUCACAAGGUGCGAAGACUCUACAGCAGCCACGCCGAGAGGAGGAGCAGCAGCAGCAGGAACGGCGAGGAGUGUAUGUGGGUUCGUCUCAGCAGCUCGGUGUUCUCGUUCCUGACGCGGUCACCCUGUGAACGAGCUAGCCCGGCGGCAUCUGGGCCUUUCCGAUAGCACGGAGUCCAAUUCGAUACGGUUUUGUGGUUUACGUGAGGACUAGGAAAACGAAGACGAGCGAAAGAUUUGGGGAAUGAAAUGAAAGCGUGGCGGAGGAGUAGACAGGGGUGAGUCGAUUGACACUGGAAUAGAGGACAGGUUGUUAGUGGUCGUCUUAGUAGGACGAUAAUGGGAAAAAGGAGAGCGGACUUUUUGGUCCUCUUAAUGUAGAGAGAGAGAGAGAGAGAGAGAGAGAGAGAGAGAGAGAGAGAGAGAGAGAGGGAGAGGGAGAGCGAGCGCAGAUCGAUCGAUCGAUUUUGAAUUGGGGGAAGGAGAAGGAAGGGAGGAAAGAUGGUGUCGAGAUCUUACGCAAACCUUCUGGAUCUAGGUACAGGGGCGGAGUCGCCGCGAUGGGGCAGGCGAAUGCCGCGAGUGAUGACCGUGGCAGGGCUGUGCAGCGAGCAGGAUGUGUGUCCCAGCCCCAGGAGCACGGCCUCCGGAGGCACUGCGCAGGAGCAUAUGAUCAUUGUAGGGCAUAUGCUGCCGCUGCACGCAGAAAGAAGUGAGGAUGGGCACGGCUGGGAGUUCAAGUGGGAUGACGAUUCGUUGAUGUUGCAGCUCAAGGAUGGUGUUUCGGCUGACAGGGAAGUGAUUUACAUAGGGUGCCUGAAAGUGGAUGUGAGUGUGGAUGAGCAAGACGAAGUGGCAGCAAAGCUGCUGGAGAACUUCAAUUGCGUGCCGGCAUUCCUGCCGGCCGAGGUAAGAAGCAAUUUCUACCAUGGCUUCUGUAAGGGUCAAUUGUGGCCGCUGUUUCACUACAUGCUUCCUUUGAAUGCGGGUCACGGAGGCCGGUUUGACCGCGCCCAGUGGCAAGCCUACGUAUCAGCUAACAGAAUGUUCGCCGACAAAGUGAUGGAGGUGAUCAGCCCGGAUGUUGAUUACGUAUGGAUACAUGACUAUCAUUUGCUCGUUCUGCCCACCUUUUUGCGCAAGAGGUUCAACAAGAUCAAGAUGGGGUUUUUCCUGCACAGUCCUUUUCCUUCGUCUGAGAUUUACAGGACUUUGCCAGUGCGUGAUGAGAUUCUCAGGUCGCUGUUGAAUGCUGACUUGAUUGGCUUUCACACAUUUGACUAUGCGAGACACUUCCUAUCUUGCUGCAGUCGAAUGUUGGGGCUAGAGUAUGAAUCCAAAAGAGGAUAUAUAGGAUUGGAGUACUACGGUCGUAUGGUUGGAAUCAAGAUUAUGCCUGUAGGAAUUCACAUGGGACAGCUGGAAGCUGGGUUAAAUAUGCCGGAGACGAAGUGGCGGACAGCAGAACUGAAGGCACAACUGGAGGGGAAAGUAGUAUUGCUUGGGGUGGAUGAUAUGGAUAUAUUCAAGGGCCUCAGUCUUAAACUGCUGGCCAUGGAGGCACUUUUGAAGCAACACGUAGAAUGGCAAGGAAAGGUGGUGUUGGUGCAAAUUGCUCAUCCUGCCAGAGGUCGUGGUAAGGAUGUCACCGAGGUUCAAAAUGAGAUAUACGGCCUGGUAAAGAAGAUCAACAAAGAGUUUGGGACCAAGAACUAUCUGCCGGUCAUGUUCAUCGAGAGAAAUGUUCCACUGUGGGAAAGAAUUGCUUUCUACACACUUGCAGAGUGUUGUGUCGUGACAGCUGUCCGUGAUGGGAUGAAUCUGUACCCCUAUGAGUACAUCGUAUGUAGGCAAGGUAGUUCGAUUGUCGACACCCAGUCUGAUGGGAUUGAGCAUCCCAAGAAGAGUAUGUUGGUGAUAUCGGAAUUCAUUGGUUGUUCUCCCUCACUGAGCGGAGCAAUACGUGUAAAUCCAUGGAACAUCGAUGCCUUGGCAGAGGCUAUGAAUCACGCCUUAACUAUGCCUGAAUCAGAGAAGCACAUCCGGCACGAAAAGCAUUUCAAGUACGUCAGUACACACGACGUUGGAUACUGGGCACAAAGCUUUGUGACCGACUUGGAGCGAGCUUGCAAAGAGCAUUCACAGAGGAGGUGUUAUGGUAUCGGCUUUGGUCUUGGAUUUAGAGUGGUCGCUCUCGGCCCUAACUUCAGGAAGCUUUUAACCGAGCACAUUGUGUCUGCUUACAAGAGAAGCUCUAGCCGUGCCAUUUUACUCGACUACGAUGGGACUAUGAUCCCCCAGAACUCUCACAGCAAGACUCCUAGUCCUCAAGUCUUGUCUCUCCUGAACACACUCUGCGCUGACCCCAAGAAUGUGGUCUUCGUUGUGAGUGGUCGAGGUCGAGAAACUUUAAGUGACUGUUUUUCCUCAUGUGAGAAGUUAGGCAUUGCUGCCGAGCAUGGAUUCUUUUACAGGUGGUGUAGAGAUGAAGAAUGGACUUCUUGUAUCUCUGUCCAGGACUUCGAUUGGAAGGAAUUAGUUGAGCCAAUUAUGAGGCUGUACACUGAGUGUACUGAUGGUUCUUACAUUGAAGCCAAGGAAAGUGCGCUUGUAUGGCAUUUUCGAGAUGCAGAUCCAGACUUUGGAUCUUGGCAAGCUAAAGAGUUGUUGGAUCACUUGGAAAGUGUUUUGGCCAAUGAGCCAGUUGCUGUGAAAAGCGGACAACAUAUUGUAGAAGUUAAACCUCAGGGAGCUACGAAAGGUAUGGUAGUUGAACAACUCCUGUCAACCAUGACGGCGCGGGGUGCACCUCCCGACUUCGUGUUGUGUAUAGGAGAUGAUCGAUCUGACGAAGACAUGUUUGAGAGUAUUGCAACUACAAUUUCGGGACCCGACUCUCAAGCUAAAGUUUUCGCCUGUACUGUGGGGCGGAAGCCUAGUAAAGCCAAGUAUUACCUUGACGAUACUAUGGAGGUGAUCAUGACUCUGCAAGGACUAGCGCAAGCGUCUGCACAGGCUGCUGCACAGGCGGUUAAGGAGGCGAGAGCUUCUAUUGCUCAAGCGAGAUUGCCAAGCAUCCCUUCUGAUCCCCAGAUUAAAAUGCCAGUAACUCCGCCGCCUUCGCUGGUUGUGGAAAGCCAGCUCGCAAAUCUACAUAUAUAGACACCAUGUGCAAGGUUUUGCUUUGGAGCUAGUGACAGACGAGCUGUAUUGGUCUGAUUUGCCUCUCAUACAAAUCUAUUUCAAAACAACGAAGAUAUUCUGAUAGGAAAGAUAUUUGUCGAAGCAUCUCUUCUGAUGCAUGGAUGCACAUCAAGCUGCCUGCGACAAGCUACUUGGGCGCUACUGGAAACCAUGAUAAGGACCUGCAAGAAGAAGAACUGCAGUGUUCCAUUGUUCGUUUACUAACAUUGUUGACCACUGUUGACGAAGUAUGUAGGCAGCAGCAGGGUAUUCUGCUUUCCCGUUGGCAGUGCAGCCAGGACCUAAAGCAGCAACUUCCAAUUUGUCCCUGAACUACCUGAAGCUGGCGUGGCGCUGUAAUCUGCAGGGCUUAGAAAGUCUGGAAAAGGGUUGUACAGGGAUGUCUGACAGUCACUUAGUAUCUUUCUGCGAAACUGCAGUCCGUUAUUGAAAUCAACACAUAUGGACUGCCCGUUCACAUGCUCUGUGAUUCAGAUGGUCCAUUACACAUUUGGUGCUUCUCAUUUGCAUCUAAGUGAUGUUUUAGGUUGUUUUUCGCCAAGAGAGAUCCCCUGCUAGGAUUAAAUUUGUUUCAGUGAUAGUCAAUUACCUCACUAGCAACUCGAUUCGCACAAGCAACUGCAUGGCACAUUAUUGUAAUUUUGAUGGAAGGUGUCACGCAGUUGCUCUUCGAGUCAACAACUUGUUCGAAGCUCUGAGUGGAGAUCAGUCUGGUCUUCGAAUUCAUGAUUCAAAGGAUCAGAUGUAAAUAUUCCAUAAGAGGAUUUUUUUUGAUUUACCAGGGAAGAAGUUUACCCGAGAGAGUUGUGCAAAGCAGUAUAGUACAGAUAAACACGCUCAUCAAGCCUUUGCGAAGUAGUUCGAGUGAAUGGAAUUGCUAGUAUGGUAGUUUAUUGCAUAGGGUGGCAGCAGUUGGGAAGCCAGACCCAGUGAUUUUGUCAUGCUUUAUUGUCAUCCUCCCCUUUCCUCCUUAUCUAGCAGCUUGAUUAUGUGGUGCCUUGGUCAGGCUGUAGAGCACUUUUGGCCCACAUGUGCCUUUGCAGAAUUUACUACGAAAGUUCCUGUCGUUUUAGUACACAGUGGGAGGGUGGUAGCAGAAUUGCAGAACAUCAUAAGACUCAGUCUUCAGCCGCAAUAACUUGGCUUUGUAAGUACCUCUAGCAAUAGAGCUGGAGGCCUGUGGUAUUUUUACUGAAGUACCAAUACCUAGCAGUGUGGCCUACACUUUCUUGUAGGUCUACUUACUGAGAUUUGAUGAUCUUCUGCUGUUUGUAGUGGUAGAGGCCAUAGUAAGGUUUUAGGUAUAAGUGCAUGUACAGGAUGAGUAUGGAAAAUUGAAGGAGCUGCCAUUGUGAUCUCCUGGAAAUCACUCUCUGAAUAGUACCAAGUAUUUUGGUCAGGAAUGUAGAUACAUGACCUUUACUUGCCUCCCCCUUUUCAAACAAGUGAUUUGCUCCAGCCGAAAUAUGUACCUCGUGUACUCUGUUGAUUGAAAUGUAUGGCCAGUGAUUGACCACUGGUUUGUGUCUUCAAAGUUGGCAAUAAAGGGAUCAAAUUUCAAAG
Messenger RNA from Marchantia polymorpha subsp. ruderalis, 4929 nucleotides. The record is from the annotation of a GenBank genome assembly. NCBI's taxonomy places the organism in Eukaryota, Viridiplantae, Streptophyta, Marchantiopsida, Marchantiales, Marchantiaceae.